Messenger RNA from Botrytis cinerea B05.10, 2871 nucleotides. RefSeq lists its product as hypothetical. The record is from RefSeq and is a predicted model, not a curated record. The transcript is spliced from 12 exons. Gene Ontology annotation, molecular function: nucleosome binding; protein binding. Lineage: Eukaryota; Fungi; Ascomycota; Leotiomycetes; Helotiales; Sclerotiniaceae. Gene Ontology annotation, biological process: negative regulation of transcription by RNA polymerase II. The coding region runs from base 1036 to 2754 and encodes 572 amino acids. Gene Ontology annotation, cellular component: ESC/E(Z) complex.
AUAUCAUGCUAAAUCACACUAACCCCAAACGGGAUUCUCAGCAAAACUUCCACCACUCACUUCCCUUCCUCACGACCCUUUACCCUUCCCGCCGCCUCAACCACCAUCAACACCACCACCACCGCCGCCGCCACCCACCACUACCACCAUCCACCAAAACUCCCCGAGUCAUUUAGCCCUUCAAUUUCAUUCCUACCUGCCUACCUACCCACACACCUACCUAGCCAAUCAAUCAGCUCAUCGUCUGAAUACCCAGGCACGGCACGCAGCGCAACGAUAAUCAAAAUUGAAGGGAAAUCAAAAGAUAAGAAACAUACGUCGGAACUUGAUUCCAUACGGCAUGAAUGAUACCCAGUCUUGAGAGCAAAGACGGGAUAACUUUAAUCUUGACAUUCAAUCACAUCCAACCACAUAUUGAAAAGAGGUAAGCAAAGUCAAUGCUGAUAUCAAAAAACAAAACAAAACAAUCUUCCGCUGCACUAUGCCUUGGAUGGAUGUUCCAUUAUCAAAACAUUGAAUGCCCACCCAGACAAAACCUCUUCCGUGAAUUUGGUAGGUUGAGAGGUCGUCCAAAGUUACACAAUCAAUAUGCGUGCAAGAUCUUACUAUGCUUUUCUUUUUUCUUCUUCUUUUCUUGGACGAAUGCAUGAGCUACGACGGGCUGGGACGAUUAUGCCUUUGGAACAUUCGAACCGAUUCAUCUCAAAUCUCGAUGAGAACUUCUAUCAAAUCCCUUCUCGGAAUUCAUUACCGCAAGUCGGUGGAAACAACUUCUUGGUCGGGUUAUUAAUCGACAGCAAGUGCACCCGUUUGUUCUCAUCUCGGGUUCCAUCUUCAUAUUCAAUGAAGGUAUCGGUCCGUAUUUUGAAUCAAGUACUACAGAAUCGAGAUCAAGUGUAUUUUUGUAGUAUCAACUCCGAGAGUCAAACCUCUCCUACAUUGCAUCCUGCAACGCCUAUCACAUUUCAACCCGCAUUGAACUCCAUUCAAAAUAUACCGACAGCCAAUCAAGUAACUAUUUACUCUUACUAAAUCAUGACUUGGAAACAUGGGCAUGGUGAAUGGGAAUUGCCGAAAUUAAAAGAGGCUCAUCAAUUUGCGAAUCUUCCUACCGUUUCAGAAAAACGUAAGAAUGCCCCAACAAUCGAAAAUAAUGAAUUUUGGACAGUUAAAUUUUAUCCGUACAAUAAACCUGGUGUCGAUCCUAUUUAUGCGGUGGUAGGUGGGAGACAUAUUUUGAUAUGUAGACCCCCUACUGACAAAAAAGGAAUCGAGGUCGUACGGUUGAUUAUCGACGAGGAGCCAGAUACAGAGCAUUACGCAUGCUGUUGGACAAAAGAUUUAGCGAAGCCUCUCCUUUGUGUAGCAGGACUCAAUGCCAAAAUCAAGAUUUGGGAUGUACUUUCGGGCGAACUUAUUAGGGUACUUGUAGGGCACGGAGGAGCAAUUAAUGAAUUGAUAAUCUCUCCAACUGACCCUCAGAUAUUAGCAUCUUGUUCUAAAGAUACUACAAUUCGAAUCUGGAGUUUAGAUCGAAACAAUGAGGAACAUCCUUGUGCGGCGAUAUUAUCAGGAGGUCAUAGAACAACCAUUCUAACAAUCGCUUUUCAUCGUUCUGGUCGAUAUUUGUUGUCUGGUGGAGAAGAUUACAUGAUAUGUCUUUGGUCAUUGCCCAUCUUUCCGGAUGUUAAUACCGCAACAAAUAGAGCGACAGAAAUUCAAUUUCCACAUUUCUCGACAUCUGAGAUUCAUACUAGUGCAAUCGAUUGCGUUCAAUUCCACGACGAUUCUAUUCUCUCUCGGUCAGCGUGUGAGGACUGUAUAGUACUUUGGGAUAUCACAGGAUUUGAUUCUGAAGGUCGACCUCCAAGUCAAGAUGAAGCACCAACUCAACAUGAGGCCGCUAAUGGGAGUGCAACUUUAACAUGUUUUACGGACCCAACAAAGAACGAUCCUUAUGUUAGGUUAAUUGAAUUUUCCGCUCCCGGAACAGAAACUGCUUGGAUCCGCUUCUCGCUUUUUCAAGGUAUUCCGAUUUCAAAUCAAUCUGACUCCGGUCCCGAUCAAAACUUAGACCCAGACACUGGCCUUCCUCAAAUAUCUCAUUCUAUACUUGCAAUCCCUGCUCUCGGAUCCAAAGUUUACUUUUGGGAUCUCAAUCGUCUAGUCGCUUAUGAUGAAUAUUUACGCUCUUUACCUCCGCACUUUACUUCUAAACAUGACCCUGAACCACAAGGGCCUUUUUCUUUAUCAAACUCCGGCUUAACCUCUGGUCAGCAAACUCCCAAUUUGGAAGAACAACCCCAAAGUAAAAUGAAGCGUCCUGCAUUCUUAACUCCUUUCCGUACCAGAGCUAAAAGAGGAGGUGCUUUCAAAAGUGUCGCAGAUAGAGUAAGAGAUGCAAGUCCAGCAAGUUCUACCACCACCACCACAAGUACUUCUGGCCCCUCUUCACACUCAAAUAUGAACUCUCACCCCAAUCUCAACGGAUUGAAAUUGGAAGGUGAAGCAGAAGGCAUCGUUGUUGAGAAAAUCCCCACCACGAGAAUGGAUAUUAAAUUGUGGAAUCAAAAAUAUGAUAUUCGUCAGGCGUAUCCGUUGAAGAGAUUGCAGCCGCAUAAGGUCGAGACGGUUCCAGGGUGGAGUUUUAUGGGGAGGGGUUGCGCUUGGAGUAGAGGGGGGGAGUGGUGUGUGGUUGCUGGGGGGGAGGGGGUUGUGGCGGUUUUGGGGAGGGGGGGUGUGGGAGAGAAGUGAGGUGGAUGGGUUGGGAUAGGAUGGGUUGGGGAUGAGAGAUUGUAUUUGUAAAAUUAAAAGCGCAACAAUAAAUGAUAUAUAAAUUCUCUUCCUCUUCCUCAAUAUGUCGAAUCUUCA